CUCCUCCACCUUUUCCCUUCUUGCUCUCCUGAGCUUCUCUCUGCUACUCCCUCUCUCUCUCUCUCUCUGCAGAAACCCCACAUACAAACACUUAUUUUCUAACCAAAAAAGGGCCAAAAUAAACAGCGCAAGCACAAUUCAAUCGAAAAUAAUGUUUGGAGUAGUGUUCCCCAAUCGUAGUUUCCCAAUGGACAUCUCCACCUUCACCCAAAUCGACACCUUCCAUUGGGUCCUCGACAUGAACACCUUCGUCGGGGAGGCGUACGAUUCAAUCCGCGAAGUCUGCAUCUUCCUCCUCAACAACUUCACUCUACCGCCAGACAAAGCCCUAGCGGUCUACAUCCAAGCCCCAGGCUCGCCUUUCCUCUUCUGCGGCGCCGUAACGCUCUCUCGCCCCUCCGCUGUCCUCUCUCUCCCGUGGCCGGACCCCGGCGGCCAAAUGCAACUUACCGCCGACGCUGCCCCGCUCUCCGCCAAAAUCGGUGUCUCCGUCGAGGACCUGGCGUCGCUGCCCUCCUUGGACGUCACGGCGGAGAAGAAAAUUGAGAGAUUGGCAUUGAAGGUUGGGGAGAAUUUGUUUAAUUUCAUGCAGUCGUUUUGUGGAGUGGAUGGGAGUAAGUUGGUUGUGCCAAUGGAUAUAUUGGAUAGGUGGUUUAAGAAGUUUCAGGAACGGGCCAAGCGUGAUCCUGAGUAUUUGAAGGGUUUCGCAUUGUAGCUUUCAAGAGGUAGAUAUAUAUGAUUAUGUGUAUUGACUAAAAUUGUGAUGAAAAGUUUUUGAAUUUAGUUGAUUUUGUUUGCUUAAUU
Molecule: messenger RNA, 804 nt
Organism: Ilex paraguariensis (yerba mate)
Lineage: Eukaryota; Viridiplantae; Streptophyta; Magnoliopsida; Aquifoliales; Aquifoliaceae
Source: the annotation of a GenBank genome assembly